AUGUCGAUACAUGACACUUCAUCGCCGCAAGUACAAGAGCCGAAGCAGCCGCAAUUCGUCGGCCCGACGAGAUCCGCCUUUAGCUUGAAAGUCGCCGAGACAUCACUUACGAGAAUGGGUAUUUCGGCGCAGACCCCGCUCCCAUCCGGUGUAUGCGAGUCACUGGCACCCACCCGCUACCCGACGCCUGAACAGUCCGAGCCAGCACUCUCAGUUCCUGGAACAGAUGUGCUUCUUACCAUGCCUCUGGAUGAGGUCGUAAGAUUAUUAGAGGUUUUCCAGGAAGAGGUAGAGACGGUCUACCCGUUUCUCGAUACCGGAGAGCUAGUUUCAAAGGCUGCGGAAAUUAGGUGUUUCGUCGAAGACUCCUCAGAUCGACCGGCAACAGCUGGGCCGCCGGCUGUGGAUAUCAAAGAUGUCAUUCUAGCGAAAGUAGCCAUUGCCACGAGCAUUGUCGUCGAAGCCCACGGCAAGAACCACGCGAGCAAUAAGCUCGUAGAGCCACUAAAGCAUCUCAUAUAUCAGCUAUCGAUUGACGCCCAGGCUGAUCUGAAGGUCAUCCAGAUCAUGACUAUGAUUAGCAUUUACUACUUCUUCUCUGACGAAGAGCUUCUCGCAUGGAGAAACAUUGGUAUUGCAGCCCGAGCGGCACUGGAAAUGGGCCUGCACCAGAACCUGAGCCUCGUCGAGAACUUUCCAGACGAGCGAGAACGGGGUUUGGCAGUCCGUGUGUUUUGCCUGACGAGUUCCCCUACCUUCGAUGUUUGA
Colletotrichum chrysophilum is the source of this 768-nucleotide messenger RNA. RefSeq lists its product as uncharacterized. The transcript is spliced from 3 exons. Gene Ontology annotation, molecular function: RNA polymerase II cis-regulatory region sequence-specific DNA binding; zinc ion binding; DNA-binding transcription factor activity, RNA polymerase II-specific. The record is from RefSeq and is a predicted model, not a curated record. NCBI's taxonomy places the organism in Eukaryota, Fungi, Ascomycota, Sordariomycetes, Glomerellales, Glomerellaceae. The coding region runs from base 1 to 768 and encodes 255 amino acids. Gene Ontology annotation, cellular component: nucleus. Gene Ontology annotation, biological process: positive regulation of transcription from RNA polymerase II promoter by galactose; DNA-templated transcription.